Bursaphelenchus okinawaensis is the source of this 828-nucleotide messenger RNA. The record is from the annotation of a GenBank genome assembly. NCBI's taxonomy places the organism in Eukaryota, Metazoa, Nematoda, Chromadorea, Rhabditida, Aphelenchoididae.
AUGAGUUUUUGGAUUAUCUUUGGUGUUUGGGCUUGGUCUAUCACAACAUGGUUCUACGGAGGGGCAUCUCAGAGUAGUGAAAGCAGUAACACAGGUAAUGGAGUUAAUACGGGCUUGCUAAAUCGUUGAAUGACACUUUGUUCGCUUUUUUGUCAGUUUUAUGACCAAUACUUUUGACCAAUACUAACGAUUAUUUUCGUGUACAAUAUUAUAGGUAGUUGUAAAGUAUUAUGAUAUUAUUUUAAGUUUUAGGCCCUUCAAAACCAAUUACAAAUCCUAACCCGGGUGGCCAGGAGGUUCAAAAGAAGAAGGAUGACAGUGUAAGUAUUACGUUAAAUGUGGGUUUUAUAAUGAUAUUUAGUUCCGUUGAAUACAUAAGUUAUAAAAGUUAACAUGUUUUACUGUUAAAUUAAUUUUAGGCUGAAAUGGAAAGUAUUGAAGUAGCGUCGUUUGCUGGAUAUUCACCAUCAAAUCGAAGAAGGCGAGGUAAAUAUUUUUGAUAUUAUUUUUAGUUAAAAUUGGACACCUGCCUCAACACGACUAAUUAUAAUAUUUUGAUGUUAUUCUGUUAAUAACGAUUAUAAUAAUCAGUUUUGAUACAACACGAUUGCAGCGAGAAGAAAGAGUUCAUCUGGGGCGUCAGUGAAGGAGUUGUUGUCGAGGAAAGAAUCCAAGGCUUCAGUCGAGGAAGAGAUCGGAAAAGAGAAGGAAUUGCCAAAGUUAGAGAGAACUGAGCUGCCCUCCCCCAGAAACACCCCUUCGGCUGUCACCCCGCCCUCGAAACCGGCUGAGAAGGAAAAUCAGAAAGACACUGAAGGUAGUCGUUGA